GCGAGAGAGCCAGGCCGGCGCUAGCUGUCAUGCGCGGAUGUUGUUUCCGGCGCUGCCCGCAGGCGGAAGCGGCUGCGCGGCUCCGGCGAGCUGGGCUCGGUGCUCCUGCGGCCGCUGCCCGGGCGAUGGGCGCGCUCGGUGCCUGUGGGCGGCCGCUGUAGCUGGCCUGCGAGCUGUGUGAGGCCGCUUCGGCAGCGGUGGCUUCGGCCCGCGGUGAUCAUCCCGGCCCCGCCGGCAUGAACAGCGAGCGGAGGACGGGCGGGGGCCCGGCGAGAGGAGGCGAACUGCGCGCCCCACACGACCCUGGCGAGCGGGCGACAGGAGCAGAGGCGCCCUGCUGCCUUCGGCGGGGUGCUGCUGCUGCCGCAGGCGGUCCGGAGCGGAGUCGGGUCCGCGGUCCUGCGGGACAGAGGGAGCGGGGAAGCCAGGAUAAUUUCCAAGGGUGGAUGACAGAAGCAGCCAGCCUUCCUGCAGGUGCAAAACAGAUGCAGAAAAAAGUGAGUGUUGCCAUACACUUAAUGAAGCCUGAAAGGGAAGUCCAUGUUCCUUCUAAGAAACUUGCUUCAGCUGCUGCCAAGAAAGAGCAUCCUACAGCAGAACUAAAGGAAGACUAUGUACAUGGAAGUACUGGGAGAACUGAGAAGACAGAUACUGUUAAAUCACUUGUGUCAGACCAGACUGCAUCUAGAACUUGUGAAUUCUAUUUACCUGUGUCUUGUGAUCCUUCAACAGUGGAGUCAUCUGAGGACAGUGGGGAGGAGGACAUGUAUCGUGAUGCAGAAGAAAUAGAGAGAGAAAAAGUCUUACUUUGUCAGACGAGCUCUUCAGAACAGAAACUAAGUGUUGCACCUGAAAUGGACAUCAUGGAGUAUUGCAGAAAAGAAUGGAGGGGAGAUACACCAGUAGCAAAAAAGAUGAGAAAGGGAUAUGAAGCAGUGGCUCAGAAGUUUCAAUCGAUAAGGAGAGUCCGAGGUGACAACUAUUGUGCUCUCAGAGCAACUCUUUUUCAGGCACUAAGCCAAGCUACCCAGUUACCAAGCUGGCUGCACAGUGAGGAUUUCACUAUGCUUUCUGAAAACUUACUGAGCAAGUACGACUGGAUCAAGCAGUGGCAGCUGAAAGAAAAACUGGGCAGGAAGAUGGGAAAAAUAAGUGAUGAAAUAAAAGAAUAUUUAAUACUUCUAAGGAAAAAGUGGAAGAAUAUAAGUGAAAUCAAAGGUCCUCUUGAGAAACAAGAAGCUUGUGAUAAGUUGUUUAAAAAUGAAGAGGAGGAAUAUAGCCUUUUUGAAGCACUGAAGUUUUUGAUGCUUAACACUGCUAUCAAGCUAUACAACGAUGAUAAAAAUGGCAUGAGAGUUCCUGUCUUCUCCUGGUUGCUGUUUGCACGGGAUACAUCCAGCAACCCUUGUCAGUUAAUGCAUAAUCACUUGAAUCAUAUUGGUCACAGUGGAGGCCUUGAACAAGUGGAAAUGUUUCUCCUUGCCUAUACCCUGCAGUAUACUAUCCAAGUGUAUCGACUCUAUAAGUACAGUACGGAUGAAUUCAUCACACUUUAUCCCAAUGACCCAGAGGAGGACUGGCCUGUGGUGACUCUCAUAACUGAAGAUGACAGACACUAUAAUAUUCCAGUCAGAAUGUGCCAAGAGACUAUGCUGUAACAACUGAUUUUUGGCAGACAAACCUGUGCUGCUUAUUGAGUCUUCCCAGUGCUAUUCUGAAGCAAGACGGUGAUGAAAUCUGCAUUAUUAAACCUACAGCACUUGAAAUCCAUUUUGGAAGUUUACAUCUGAAACAAAAUAUCACAUAAGCAGCAGCUUAAAGAGUAGAACAUUUGCAAGUAUAGCUCUUGUUGCCCAUUAAAAAGAAAAGGAAUCUUCUGCAGUCUUUUUGAAAGGGAAUGAAGAAGAUAGAUGGUACUCUGUAGUAAGGCAGAAGCUGGCCAUGUGCUCUCUGAAAUAAUAAGGUGAUGAUGAAUUGGCUUUCCUGGAAAAGUAAGCUGAGAGUAUUCUGACUACUUCUAAUGCAGAUUAGAAGUGAAUCCUGGGUGUUUUGGGAAGUAGUUUAGUUCUUUUGCAGUUUGAAUUUAAUGCCUGCCAUGAGUUAUGCUGUAGGAGAUACUACUUAAUUUUUUCUAAUGCUUUGGUGUGUUUUUCCUGACCUGAAUGUCAGAUAUUUAGAAGCCAGGUUGUCUGUUACACUGAAAAUGAAGAGGUUUUCUCCUUUCAACUUGAGAGGAUCAUGGCAAAGAGACUUGAUAAUAAGGGAGUACAAAAGUUUUUUCUUAGUAGGGCACAAAUUCAAAACCUGCCCAGUCUUCCCUCUACAGUUGUGAUAGCCCAUACAAGGCAACCAAAUGCCCAGCAGCUUCCAUGCCUGUUCCUCUCAUGCUAAUCCUCACUGAUAGCUGCUGUGGGGAACAUCAGGAUUUGAAUAUGCCUAGGGAGUGCAGCAGGUGGAAGUAAACUGGGUGUGGUGCCUCCACUCUUGGGAGGGCUGUGUGUGAGGUUCUUUCUGCUUAGAAUUACUUAACGUUGGAGGAACACAGAAUAUAGCUGGGACUGGGAGUGCUGACAUGCCUAAAAGCAAUUAAUCAUAACCCCCUUCACCUCUGAGCUUACAGUGGAAGUGUGCCCUGCACUCGAUGGAACAUCAUUGCCUCUACAGUUGUGAUAGCCCAUACAAGGCAACCAAAUGCCCAGCAACUUCCAUGCCUGUUCCUCUCAUGCUAAUCCUCACUGAUAGUUGCUGUGGGGAACAUCAGGAUUUGAAUUUGCUUAGGGAGUGCAGCAGGUGGAAGUAAACUGGGUGUGGUGCCUCCACUCUUGGGAGGGCUGUGUGUGAGGUUCUUUCUGCUUAGAAUUACUUAACGUUGGAGGAACACAGAAUAUAGCUGGGACUGGGAGUGCUGACAUGCCUAAAAGCAAUUAAUCAUAACCCCCUUCACCUCUGAGCUUACAGUGGAAGUGUGCCCUGCAGUUGAUCAUCUUGGAACAACAGAGUGAAAGUUUAUUUAAAUGACUUGCUGGUUUAUACAAAACCCACACCUUUCACCCAAAUAUUCUAGAGGAAACAACAUGCAAAAAACUUCUGGCAUGUAGAACUUCUGAUUCUUUCUGGUUUGUAUUAUGUUGUGGAGUUUCUGAUUUAUGAAUGUGAAUUAGAUUAUUAUAAAUCAUAAUCUAAAAUAUACUAAUUUUCUUAUCAAA
Molecule: messenger RNA, 3206 nt
Organism: Pogoniulus pusillus (Red-fronted tinkerbird)
Lineage: Eukaryota; Metazoa; Chordata; Aves; Piciformes; Lybiidae
Gene: OTULIN
Product: OTU deubiquitinase with linear linkage specificity
Exons: 8
Coding region: 237-1658 (473 amino acids)
Biological process (GO): regulation of tumor necrosis factor-mediated signaling pathway; negative regulation of inflammatory response; innate immune response
Cellular component (GO): cytoplasm
Molecular function (GO): cysteine-type deubiquitinase activity
Source: RefSeq, a predicted model, not a curated record